AUGGCAGAAGAGAGGCAACCUCCCAACGUCGUCGAGGGCGCCACGACCGGCGAUGUCGAGGAGGACGUCCCCGCCACGGCAGCCAAGUCGGCCGAGGACCGCAAGGCCGCCGCCGCCCUCGCGGCCCUGGACGACACCCCGCGCGGCGACGAAGAGGUCAAGAACGUCGACCAGGAAGCCGCCCGCAAGGCUAUGAACAAGCUCGGCGGCGGAGCCAAGCAGGGCGAGGCCAAGAAGGACCUCAAGAGGGUCAAGGUGGACGCCGGUGACGUUACGCUGCUGGUGGACCAACUCGAGUUGACAAAGACCAAGGCGACCGAAUUGCUUAAGCAACACGACGGAGAUGUGGUCAAGGCGAUGCGGGCGUUUAUUGCUCCCAGGUUCUGA
Molecule: messenger RNA, 387 nt
Organism: Thyridium curvatum
Lineage: Eukaryota; Fungi; Ascomycota; Sordariomycetes; Thyridiales; Thyridiaceae
Exons: 2
Coding region: 1-387 (128 amino acids)
Biological process (GO): protein stabilization; negative regulation of apoptotic process
Source: RefSeq, a predicted model, not a curated record